Molecule: messenger RNA, 854 nt
Organism: Ruditapes philippinarum (Manila clam)
Lineage: Eukaryota; Metazoa; Mollusca; Bivalvia; Venerida; Veneridae
Product: DNA repair protein SWI5 homolog
Exons: 5
Coding region: 94-426 (110 amino acids)
Biological process (GO): double-strand break repair via homologous recombination
Cellular component (GO): Swi5-Sfr1 complex; Swi5-Swi2 complex
Source: RefSeq, a predicted model, not a curated record
GCGGCUUUGACUUUUUGGCGGUAAAUUGACGGGCCGCUUACGAAACUGAAAAAAGAAUAUCAUUGCAAAACAAAACGCCAUUUAUUUUCCAGAAUGAGCAAAGCUGGAGAGAAAAACACACUGAAAAGAAAACACCAAGCACCAUUUAAAUCACCGUUUCAGAAAGAUGCAGCUAGUAGGGUGUCAGAAGGUGAUCAGCAGACUGUUGACCUGGUGAAAGAUAAGUUAAAAAUGGUGGACAAGGAGAUUGAAGACUUGAAGUCACAAGGAAUGAAGGAGGCGGAGUUACAGAUACACAUAGAUAAAUUACACGAGUACAAUGAGAUAAAAGAUGUAGGUCAACUCGUGCUUGGAAGAUUAGCUAAUUUAGAAGGAGUAAGGUCAAAGGACUUAUAUGAUCAAUAUGGGCUUAACCUGGAGGAUUAAUUAAUAAGGUCAUAUGUCGAUUGUCGCAACUUAAUCUGAUAUAAGAUAAUGUAUCGGAGAUGGAUAAGAAGUUCAAAGGUCAAGGAAUGUUUGGUUGUUUCUGUGUGGUGACAUCCAGUUGAAGGAAGAUUUGAACAGAAAAAAAGAGAAGGAAGUGAAUUUUGAACUUAUGAUAGUGAUAUGUUGAGUUGCUUGAAGACUGGAACAAACCUUUGGUUAUUUCAAGGCAGCCGAAACCUUUUAUUUUGUUUGUGAAAGUUGAAGCUGUCUGUGAAAUGAAGUAAUUUAUGUGAUGUCAUAAUUCGCAUACAGUCAAACUUGUGAACAAAGGCCACCUGAGGUGAUAUUGACCAUGAACUUUACAGAAAAGGGGCCUUGAUAUGGAGAUUACUAUAUUUGUUUUAAAUCAAUAAAGGGUUGUCACAGUA